Letharia columbiana is the source of this 531-nucleotide messenger RNA. RefSeq lists its product as uncharacterized. The record is from RefSeq and is a predicted model, not a curated record. The transcript is spliced from 2 exons. Lineage: Eukaryota; Fungi; Ascomycota; Lecanoromycetes; Lecanorales; Parmeliaceae. The coding region runs from base 1 to 531 and encodes 176 amino acids.
AUGUCGAUUGGAGACCAGCUGAGGAUAGCUAGCUGGUUGUCCCGACUUCCCAACACCUCACCACCUUGCCCGUCUUCCGCGCCUCCAUCACCCCAAUCCCCGACUCUUCCAGCUGCUGGCAAGCUUCAGAGCGUGAAGCGCAAGGCAUUACAGGAUCCUUCAUCACCCGUAAGCCAUAAAAAGCCACGGUUGACACAACGCCUCACUCGUCAGGCUCUUCGCUCCAUCACCGCCAACAUGAGCAAGAGCAAGCAAAAGGUCGCUGAGCUGAGAUCCUCCACUCCCGUCAAAUCAAUGCCUCCUCCCUCUACUCCCUACAAGCCUCAAUCCCCCCUACGACCGCCAAGCCCAAUCCUCACAAGUCGAGCUCGACGGCCUCGAAGCAGCAACUACAGCCACCUUAGCCAGCACAAUCGUCUCCACCGAAUCCCGGAAACAGACCAAGAAUGCUCGCUCGAUCCGAACAUCUCUCGAAGCAAAUGGCAUGUGGUACAAUACAACCGGGCGGCUAGAGAGCUACCCGGCUUUUAA